UAUUAAUUUAAUAUUAUAUAAUUGAUUAUUAUAUGUUUUAUAUAUUAUAUUAUAUAAUUAUUAUUUAUAUUUUUAUAACUAUGCUUGUUUAAAUGAAAGCAUCUGCCAAAUAGAGUAAAUAUGUAAAUAUUAUCAUAACAUAAUAGUUUUAUCCUGUGGUAUAUUAGUGAAUUUUAGUGAACAAAUUUGAGGUGAAUUUUAGUUCACUUGCUGUAGUACAUUGAAAUGAUCAGUGAAUUUUGUUAUUUCUUUAAUUUACUGGCACUUGAUAACCUAAACGUUAAUCGUUUAAGGUUUAAAUUGUUUAAAGUUUAUUCAUAUGUUAAAAAUGUAAUUAAACUUUGAUUGACGUAUUUAGAUGAAAGUAAUUGAUUUAUUAAUAAUGUUCUGUAAAGUCCUGUAUAAGUAUUGGUGCGUCUGCAAUUUUCAAUCAAGAUGACGUCACUUGUAAAGAGGAAUUUCCCUGGAGGAUGUAUAAAUUCUCAACAUGAUGGGGCUUCGUUACUGCUGUAGUUUGUUGAAUUUGUGCAUUUAGAUUUUUUGGUUGCUGUUGUUAGUAUGAAGUUCUACCUGGUUGCUCUAUUGGCCAUAUUACUGGGAACAGUGGGAUCAGCUCCUCUCCCUGACACGCAGAAUAUCAUGGACAAGGAAACUCUUGAACAAGCUCACAGUGUGAUCAGCAAAAUUCUAGAAGACAUUCCUAAAGCUCAUGCAUCCUGGAUAAACAAUUCAAAUCUAAAUCUGGGCAGUUCGGAUAAGGAGCUCCAGCACCUGAAGGAAGAGUUUGUUCCUCCUGCCCCAGUUCUUGAGAGCAUCUCUGAAAGCUUCACCCUGGAAACUUGUCUUGAUCACAUAUUCGAAGGACUGAAGCUACAUCUGAAUCUCCUGACAGAGAUCCUUAAAGCCAACAAACUUAAAAAAAUACAGCAGGUUGCCGAACUUCAAGCUGGAAUUGAAGACCUUCUGAUCGUAAUUAACAAGUUGCAGAACGAAGCUGGAUUUGAGCGCUCAUUGAAUUUACUAAAUGAUCAGAUACAGACGUCCGUCCAGGACCUGGCAAAAAAACUGACAUCUGAAUUCAAGGCCGAGGUAGCUGCACACCUGACCCUGCAGCAGCUGCAGAAGUUCAGCGGCGAUGUCCUGCAAAGCAUCCUGGCUUUAUUCUGAGACAAUCUCCACCUCGGAGAACUCAAACACCAUACAGUCGUGUGUAAAUGCAGAGGCUAAAUUAUGUACCCAGUGAUAGGUUUACUGCUGGCAGUAUUUAUUUUAUAUAUUUAUUUAAGUAAUGUAUUUAUUUACAUAAGACAGAUAUUUUUGCUACUUUUGAAAGGAAACCAUACUGGAUACAGUAUGUGAAAGUGUCAUGUUUUUUACUUGAGCAUAUGACCAUGUUUCAUAAGUUAAACAUUAGAUCAUCUGAUCUCUGUGAGAACUACCUAAUGUUUAUGUAUCUCAUGAUAAUGUUUUUCUUACACAUGAACAAAAUUUUAGAUGGUCUGUUUUAUCUGGAAGUUAUUUAUCUAGCUAUUUAUUUAUUUAUUUAUUUCAUUGACUGUGUAUUUAUUUAGUUACUGUUUAAAAAUCUGAAUGUUUUGAGAUGUGCAUCACAUUUUGUUGAUUAAAUAAAUAAAAAAUUUAAA
Misgurnus anguillicaudatus (oriental weatherfish) is the source of this 1643-nucleotide messenger RNA. RefSeq names its product colony stimulating factor 3 (granulocyte) a (gene csf3a). Gene Ontology annotation, biological process: positive regulation of myeloid cell differentiation. Lineage: Eukaryota; Metazoa; Chordata; Actinopteri; Cypriniformes; Cobitidae. The record is from RefSeq and is a predicted model, not a curated record. Gene Ontology annotation, molecular function: cytokine activity.